Messenger RNA from Suillus clintonianus, 1377 nucleotides. RefSeq lists its product as uncharacterized. The annotation marks the transcript as partial. NCBI's taxonomy places the organism in Eukaryota, Fungi, Basidiomycota, Agaricomycetes, Boletales, Suillaceae. The record is from RefSeq and is a predicted model, not a curated record. The transcript has 5 exons.
UUUCCAAAAUUCUCCAGCCGCUCAAGGGGAGGACAGCCCGCAGAUGCUAUUCCUCCGCCGCAUACGAUGUACAAUCGCGGCAGGUGCACUUUGGAGAUUGGUCCUCACAUAUUCACGGAAACCACCAUGUUUGAAGUUCACUAUCAUCCCGUCCUUGUACACGCAGCACCCGGACCUGCUUAUGCGCAACAACCAGGUACUAACAAUUCUGUCUCACAAGGACCAUCUACCGCUCCCCUUUCGACACUGCCAAACUCUCCUAGUAUUCCGCCGACCCUUAUCAACCAAGUGAACGCAGCUGCGCUCUCCAAUCCGACAUUGGCAAACUUACUGCAAUUGGCCGCUUCAGGACACGCAUCCAUGGACCAACUCAAAAACCUUGGCGUAACGAUACAGCAACUCGCAUCUUCAUCCGGGGUGAACUUAGAUGCUACUUCAAUGCAGUCUGCACAGGCACAGAACACGGCAACAGCUGUGGCAAAUGGUGCAGCGUCCUCUAUACAGCCUGUCUACCAAACCAAGGAUUUUGAUAUCGUAAUUGAAUUCCGUGAGUGUCCUACGGACCGUUGGAUCUUCCCUCGUGGUCCUGCCGUAGGGAAUUUCACUCCUGCGCCGGGUUCAAUGGGAGGCUAUGGCGAAAUUACUCUGUCUACGCGUGUUCCGUUUGAACAACGGACUCAAGUAGUUUUGGAAUCUCAACCUGAUGGACAACUUCGAUCGAAGACACCGGAACCCCAGGAAGUGGUGACUUUUCUUUUCAGCGGGGCAGGCGUUCCCGUAUGGGAUUCGAUAUUACGGUGGAUCGGCUCUAAAGACAAGGCAGAGGAAAACCGCAAGAUACUCGAAUCUAUUAAUACACCUCGACGCGUUUACUUGGCACAUAGAAUGGCGGAGAGCUCUCUGCUGGUGCAAAUUCAAAACGCUGCAGUUCCAUCAUUCUCUACGAAGCUCCUCAGGUCAGCCGCUGAGAGCAGCAAUAAACCAAAACGCAAGGCCGCACCUCGUAAACCUCCUCAUGGAGAGCCAGCUCCACCUCCACCAAAGAAAAAGCGCCAAACGCAGCCGAAACCCACGCCGUUACCAAAGAUAGCUUGCUUUGCUUGCGGCCAAACAGACGUCCCUCUAAUCAUGGGCGGAAGAUAUUGUCGUCCAUGUGUUGAAGCUGGCUGCGCAAUAGAUGACAUACCGCAAGUAGGCAGUAGCCGUUACACAUACCUAUCCUCUGCACAGGCCUCUAGGCAAGGCAGCAUGUCACAUACUCCAGAUGGCCGACAUCAGUCCGCUACUCUUUCAAAGACCCAUACGGUUUUUGUUCCGUAUCCUAAAGCGACAGAGCAGACGAGUAAUGUGCCGACGCCCGAUGCCAAGCAGAGUUAG